This is a messenger RNA of Triticum dicoccoides, 1262 nucleotides long. RefSeq lists its product as uncharacterized. The record is from RefSeq and is a predicted model, not a curated record. Lineage: Eukaryota; Viridiplantae; Streptophyta; Magnoliopsida; Poales; Poaceae. Bases 122 to 820 code for a protein of 232 amino acids. The transcript has 3 exons.
CACGGAUUCCGCGCUCUCCUCCCCCACCUUAGGUGGCCUCGCCGCGCUCCUCUCCUCCUUCCCGCGGCGAACUUCCAAAAAGCUUGGACUUUUGAGUUCAAGACGGCGACAGAUUCCGUCGAUGCGAGGCCGAAGGCGCCAGAUCCAGACCACUACCAACACGACGCCGGCAGCAACCUUCCCACAAGCAGCGGCCAUGGUGUACUCGGCCUCCCUGCAAAGCUUCCUCCCGCCCUCGGCCCACGCGGCGACGUCGUCGUUCCAGCACCGGCCCAACCGUGCCCGCCCCUUCCAGUGCGCGGCCGUUUCCGCCCCGUCGUCUUCGGCCGCCUCGCCGUCGGCCUCGGCCGUCCCGGCGGAGCGGGUGGAGCAGCGCUGCAGCGGGAGGGCAGGUACUGGAUGCUCAAGGAGAAGUACCGCACCAGCCUCACAAGCUCACCAAGCUGCCCAUGGAGCGGACGCCGACAAGCUCACCAAGGAGGACGUCGACGUGCGGCUCGGCCUCUUCCACCGCCGCAAGCAGCAGUGUAUGCCCCUGCUCUGUCAAGGGAUCAGGGAUGCGUUGAAGGUUAGGAGCCUGAUGAACGAGCUGACUGCAGCCAAGACUGAGCUGAAACAAUCAAGGGAGGUGAUCAGCAACAGUAAGAAGGCUCUGCUAGACAAUGCCCUGAGCCAGCUCGACGCGUUCAAGAAUCUAAGCAAUCCAGCAAUUAACAGCAGCGGCAACAGAGGCGGGGCGGGGAAUACCAGCAGCAACAGAGGUGAGAGCGGGCGCGACCUUCGGAGGAGGGCCAGCACGGAGAGGAAGACCCUGGGCUAGGAGGAGAGGUUGAGCAGGGCCAACGCGGCGAUGAAGACCCUGGGCCAGAGCGGCGAGGAAGACCCAGCGCCGCGACGGCGUCCAAAAUUGUCCGCGGCGACGGCGGCCAAGGCGGACCAAAUCAAGGACCUAGUCGUCGAUUUACUGCUUCUUGGCACGAUUCAGAGGGAGGUGACGAAGAGGAAGAACUUUAGGAGCAAUCCCGCUGCUCAGGUAGGCGAGGGCACACCCAUGGCGGCUGCGCAGCUGGGCGGCGGUGCAAGGCGCCUCCGUGGAGGUCCUGCGCGUCUCCUCCGCGACCACGCAAGUCGUCUCCUGCACAGGCGGCUGGGUCUUGCGACGCGCGGAGACUCUCUCUGGGUGCUGAGGAGAACGGGGGAGGAAGACGGGGGAUGGUGGCCGGAGCUGGCGACGCGCGAGCGACGGUGGAGAAGUGAGGAAG